Paramisgurnus dabryanus is the source of this 906-nucleotide messenger RNA. The record is from RefSeq and is a predicted model, not a curated record. NCBI's taxonomy places the organism in Eukaryota, Metazoa, Chordata, Actinopteri, Cypriniformes, Cobitidae.
AUGGGCUUCCAGUGCUCUGGGACUGAAGAUCAUCUGAGGAACUGCAGCUCUCCACAAACUCUCAAAUGCAGCUCCAGACAACAGCUGGCAAUCACCUGCCACAGUCAGAAUUACAAUAUCUUAUCACAUUUUAACUGUAAAUCUGUGGGUGGUGAUAGCACAGUGGAUAAGACACACGUCUUUGGUGUGAGAGACCCAGGUCAGAAGUCCAUUAGGUUGGUGGGUUCUGGUGGAGAUUGUGCAGGAAGGCUGGAGGUUUUUCACAAAGGCUCAUGGGGUACAGUGUGUGAUGACUCCUGGGAUAUUAAAGAUGCUCAUGUGGUGUGCAGACAGCUGCAGUGUGGAGUGGCUCUCAGUAAUCAGCCAGUACCAGCCUGGUUUGGUCCUGGUUCUGGACCCAUAUGGCUGGAUGAUGUGAACUGUGAGGGGAAUGAGACGUCACUGUGGAGCUGCUCUUCACGGGUCUGGGGAGAUCAUGACUGUAAACAUAAGGAGGAUGUAGGAGUUGUGUGCUCAGAGUUUAAAGAGCUCAGGUUAACUGAAGGCUGUAAAGGGAAUGUGGAGGUUUUCUACAAUGGAUCCUGGGGUAAUGUUUGCUACAAUCAGAUGAACAGAGACACAGCGAGUCUGAUCUGUCAAGAGCUGAACUGUGGAAGAUCUGCCAGUGAACCCAUUCAUUCAAAUGGAUUAAGGUCUCAGAAUUGGUUGAAUAAACUUAAAUGUCGACCACAUGACUUCACUUUAUGGCAGUGUCCAUCUUCACCCUGGGGACAGAAUGACUGUGGUCCAAAUAAGGUUGUUAAAAUUACCUGUUCAGUUUCAGAGGAAAAGACCCCUCAGAGUCAUCUGUCAUGCUCUACCUCCGCAUCUCCUUACCAGAGACAAUGUUCAAGUAUGUUUAUAUGA